AUGUCUCUACAAGCAGUGGCGGGUAACCAGCCAUGCCACCAAGCCACCGAGAUCCGACUGCUAGCCGACUCCCUGUAUGAGUCGACGCGCGGGUCAACGGCUCUAACAAACCAGGCCCAAAAUGAGCUUGGGCUGCUUGUGGGCGUGCUAAGCGCGACCGAGACGUAUACUUCCUCUCUAGGCACAGAAUGCGUCCAUUACACAGUCUUGAAAAAAAGAUUGCAGACCUGCCAUGUUGUCCUACGGGAAUUGCAGAAGCUGGUGCUACAUCCAGAUACGCUCGGGGCUCAGAGUCUGAUUUCCGACAUUCGCAUGCGCCUCUUGUCGGUUAUUUCUGGUUUUGGUGAGGUGAAUUUGAAUAUGAUGAUAUCAUCACAGAAGAAUAUUGAGAGUGCGCUGAAGUGUUUUGUCGAUGAAAUUCGCGCUGGCAAGAGGGAAGACUUGGUUGUUUCUGAUAUUUUGAAGCAUUCUUCAAAGCUUGAGGAAAUUAAAGCCUGGAGUCGGCUGCAGGGAGAGUUGGUCGCUACUGGUAUUGCUUCGGGUUUGUUGACUCUAAACCGUGACUUUGUUAUCUCCACCCUUCAAAAGAUAAUAGAGACAGAUGGCCCACUACCUGUUAGCAAUGGGAACAUGGCUCCAGUGGAGGAUUUCCAUGAGUCUACAGCACCAGCACCGACACUGGGAUUAGAACGCCAGAGAAGCCUGGAUGACGAUGACUGGCUAUCAGACGAACUAACUGGUCUUCCAUUCCUCCCGCUCCCACCGAAAGGCUUCUCAUUUUCAGAUAAGCGCAGAUCAUGUCCAAGCCGAGCGCAGCCCUAUCCAGAAAAACACACAAAACGGGAAGAUUUUCCAAUACCAGUGAUGCUGGACAUGCAAGACUGCACAGAUACACAGAAACAAGCGCUGCCAGUCGACGACUUUGCAAUACCAGUGAAGCUGGACAUGAAAGAUACAGAUACACAGAAACAAGCGCUACCAAUCGACGACUUUCCAAUACCAGUGAUGCUGGACAUGCACGAUUCCACAGAUACACAGAAACAAGCGCUACCAAUCGAAAACUUCCCCAUCCCAGCUUCCACAGAGACUACUCUACAAUACAACGACAUGAACCUCCCAGAACCGGUAACGGUACCCAUCGAGCAAAGGCCCUUCAAUCCAUCAAUAGACCUCCACCCCUUCAAAGUUCCAACCCGCUCAAAAAAGUCCCACCGAAUGAGCCGCAUGCUAUGGGAAAUAUGGGACACGACCAGCUCCAAAGAAAACUUUAUAGCCGCGGUCAAAGCCAACCAACUCCAAGUAGUCCAAAACCUCCUUUCCAAAGGCGCCGACGCCAACUCCCAAAACACCGAAGGCCAAACAGCCCUGAUGGCGGCCGUCUCGUUCGGCCACGAACCCAUAACCCGCCUCCUACUCGAAUACGGCGCAAAUAUAAACACACGCGCCAUGAAAGGCGAGACUGCGCUCGCCAUCGCCGCAGCACGCGGCUACGACCGCCUCGUACGAAUUCUGGUCGCGUCAGGCGCGAGCCUGGAUGCGGGUAAGGGGACUGGCAAGACGGCGCUCUCGCAGGCUUCUACGUAUGGACAGGACCGGAUUGUGGAGUUGUUACUGGAUUGCGGGGCGGAUAUUGAUGCUGUUAAUAAUACGGGGGAGACGGCUUUAGCGUUGGCGGCGUUGAAUGGGAAUAUGAGGGUUGCGAGGCUGUUGCUUGAUCGGCGGGCGAAUGUUGAUUUUAUGCGGUAUCCUUGGCAGACGCCUUUGUAUAAGGCUGUUCAGUCGGAUGAAGUUGAGAUGGUUACGCUUUUAGUACAGUAUGGAGCGGAUCCGUUUCUUAAGGGGGGUAUUGGUCGGAAGGAGACGGUUUUUACUUUUGCGAAGAAUAUGGGGAAGGGACGGAUUUUGGAGAUUUUUGAGCAGUAUGGGUAUCAUCCUGCGGGCCAGGUUCGGUAUCAGUAUUUCUGA
This is a messenger RNA of Penicillium concentricum, 1965 nucleotides long. Its product is annotated as ankyrin repeat domain-containing protein. The record is from RefSeq and is a predicted model, not a curated record. The coding region runs from base 1 to 1965 and encodes 654 amino acids. NCBI's taxonomy places the organism in Eukaryota, Fungi, Ascomycota, Eurotiomycetes, Eurotiales, Aspergillaceae. Gene Ontology annotation, molecular function: protein binding. The transcript has 2 exons.